GGUCGUCGUGUCAAACACGAUGGUCGUCGUGUCAAACACGAUCGUCGUACAAGAUGGUCGUCGUGUUGAACACGAUCGUUGUCGUGUCCGACACGCUAGUCAUCGUGUCAAACACGAUCGUUGUCGUGUCGAACACGCUGGGCGUCAUGUCAAACACAAUCGUCGUCGUGUCCGACACGGUCAUCGUCGUGUCGAACAUGAUGGUCGUUAUGUCGAACACGAUCCUUGUCGUGUUGAACACGCUGGUUGUUGUGUCGAGCAUGAUCGCCAUCGUGUCGAACACGACCACCAUCGUAUCGAGCACGGCCGUCUUCGUGUCCGACACGAUCGUCGACGACGGUUGUCGUAUCCGGCACGAUGGUCGUCGGGCUUGCAGCACAACCUUGGAAAGCAUGGACUGUGCGGCGUCUAAUACAAUGCUCAAUGAGGAUUUUCCUCCACCGCACCUGCCAAUGUGUUCACAAGAUGUUCGAAGUGGUCACGAUCAUGUCGAUAAUGCUCCGGAAUCUCCUGCUUGUAAGAGGUCACGAAAUAUUGCGUGUGCGGACACUACAUGUGAAAGUGCAUAUCCCGUCCUUCGAUGCCCGGUUCAAACCUGUGAUGCAGAGAGUGCUCAAGGUCAAGAGGGUAAGGCCUCCUCUACUGACAACGACGCAUCCGAUGUAGAUCGUGUUGUAUGGGUGCCGAGGAGUUCACUUCGAGAUUUCGAGUACACAGGUCUUCUGUUUGGUGAGGGUGAUGAAGGUGGUUCAGAUUCAAGUGCUUCAGUGUCGUCUAGUGCUGAUAGUUCUCCAGAUAAAACCGAUCUUCCGCAAACGUACGCUGACCGAAACAGUGACCACUGUUGUCGAAAUGACGAUGAGAAUUGUGACGUGAUCUCUGAUUUCGAUUACAUUUUUUCAAAACGUUUGUCCUCAGAGAAGCGUCCUUAUACUUUUCGUCUCAGAAUGCCGCCGUCAAAGAAGAUUGUGCAAUCUGUUCAUAGAAAACUCACCCAAAAAACAUUGGCGAGUGUGCGUGGGCAGGUUUGCUGUAAGCGAGAGUGUUGCGCUCAAAUGACUCUGGACGACAUCAAAGUUGUCCAGAGCGCAUACUACUCUAAGAACCAGCAGAGUAGGGAUGCGUGCAGUACUGGACUCAGACGCACAUCAGCAGCAUAUGCGACGAUGUACGAGAAACUAAGCUCCUUCGUGCGAGACAACGGAGAUUCCAUGCCCAAUGACAUGAAGACGAAAGAGGGGGAAUCAAGAGUGGUGUUGAGAUUGCCUGCUUGCUAUAACAAGGUUGAUAUUUAUAAGUUGCUAAAGUCGAAAUUCGACAACAUAAGUGCUCCUUGUGUUUCUCUCCAAGUUUUUUACAACAUGUGGAGAACGCAGUUCUGGCAUGUGAAAUUCCAUGACAUUGAUCAAAACUUUGCGAAAUGCGAGAAAUGUGUUGAAUACAAAGAAUCUAUCAAUUCCGCAAAGUUCGUGCGUGUGCGUGAGUACUUUGUUUCGUUACGCGAGAAACACUUGAACUUGCAGCUCCAACAUCGUGCUGCGUAUGAGGUGUAGAAGGAUGAGUCGAAGAGACCGGGUUCCAACAGUUUGUGCAUCAUCAUUGACGGCAUGGACCAAAGCAAGACCAGCAUUCCACACUUUGGCGGAGAGAACAAAUCGAAGGCAUUCGC
Molecule: messenger RNA, 1669 nt
Organism: Chara braunii
Lineage: Eukaryota; Viridiplantae; Streptophyta; Charophyceae; Charales; Characeae
Source: the annotation of a GenBank genome assembly